UUUUUUUUUUGGGUUAUUUCGUCUGCAAGCAACGUUACCCAUUUGACCUUGAAUACGGACUAGUCGCCCUCGCUCGCUCUUUUUGAUACCCGCGCUCUUUCAAUACCCUCGACGUUGCACCGCACUCGCUAUCCUUCACCUCGGACACUCUCUCCAUCCGCUUCACCAGACAGACCCGCGCAAAGAACCGAGCAUGGACACCGCCAAGUCGCCCGAGGACGGCUGGUCAGACCUCCCCGUCUACGACGCCAGCAAGAGGAGCAUGGCCACCAUUGUGGGCGGUCGCCUGCGGAGGAUCUCCAGGACAGGGCUCUACGUCGCGCUCGCCUCCGUCAUGUCCAUCGUCGGCCUCUACCUGCUCUCGCAGCUCGACUACCAUGGCCCGCCGACAUUCGCCAGGCUCGACGACAAGGUGGCGCCGCACGAGACACCAGACUGCAGCCCGCGCUACAACAUUUCGUCCAUGGACAUUUGGAACAAGGCCACCGUCCGGUACAACCACCUCAUGGACGACAAGUUCACCAUCGCCAUCCAGACGUACCGUCGCCCCGACCAGCUCAAGGCCACGCUGGACCUCCUGCUCGCCCCCGAAAUCCCGUCCCUGCACGAAAUCGUCAUCAUCUGGAACGACCUCGAGACGCCCACCCCGCCCGACUUCACCUCGGACCACAACGUCACCGUCCGCCACCGCAUGUCCACCGCCAACAGCCUCAACCAGAAGCUCCUCCCGGACGCCGGCUUCCAGACCCAGGCCGUCCUCCUCUCCGACGACGACGUCCACUACGACGCCGCCGACCUCGACUUUGUCUUCCAGCAGUGGCGCGCCCACGGCCGGAACCGCCUCACCGGCGCCUUUGCCCGCUGCGUCGAUCAGAACCCGGAGAGUGGCGAGUGGCAGUACGGCUGGUGCAAGGGCCACGAGGCCUACUCCAUGGUCCUCACCGGACUGUCCUUUGUCCACAUGGCCUUUCUCGACUACUACUCGAGCGAGGAUCCGCUCAUGACCCGCGUCCGCGAAUAUGUCGACGAGCACUUUAAUUGCGAGGACAUUGCCAUGAACUUUGUCACCAGCAUGCUCACCUGCGAGGGCCCGCUCCAGGUCAGCGGCCUCCACAGGCCCACCAACGAGGCGCCCCCCGCGGGUAUCAGCACCAAGCCGGGGCACCUCGAGGCCAGACAUGUGUGUAUCAAUAGCUAUGUCGCCAUGUUUGGGCACAUGCCGCUCGUUGAGACGUCAGAGUACAUCUCCCGGGGGUAUGUGUCGGGGUGAGACAAGGCUGGCUGGGCGGAGGGCCAAGAAAGAGCGCUCAUGCGUAAGAGUAAGAUGCGCUGGCGCAUCUUGGCUUUGAGAGAGCUACCUGCUGGCCUGGCAGUCUGCAUGUCGACCAAGUGCUGGCGCGACACGUACCCAGACACAGCGGUGCAGAGGUGCCGGGGGUUGCAGAUCAAUUACCUAUGCGUACCUAUGUAUAUAGAAUCAGCGUUGCUUUUUGCUUAAUUGAGAAAUAAUUAAUCCUUGUCAUUCAUUGGAGAGCGACUUUUCUAAUUGAUGAGCUUAC
This is a messenger RNA of Emericellopsis atlantica, 1559 nucleotides long. Its product is annotated as glycosyltransferase family 64 protein. Gene Ontology annotation, cellular component: membrane. NCBI's taxonomy places the organism in Eukaryota, Fungi, Ascomycota, Sordariomycetes, Hypocreales, Bionectriaceae. The transcript has 2 exons. Gene Ontology annotation, molecular function: glycosyltransferase activity. The record is from RefSeq and is a predicted model, not a curated record. Bases 194 to 1270 code for a protein of 358 amino acids.